Spirodela intermedia is the source of this 2943-nucleotide messenger RNA. NCBI's taxonomy places the organism in Eukaryota, Viridiplantae, Streptophyta, Magnoliopsida, Alismatales, Araceae. The record is from the annotation of a GenBank genome assembly.
AUGUCGAGCGCGUUGGAUACGUCCCUGGACGAGCUGAUUAAGAAGAGCAAGAAGUCUGGGAGCGGAAAUUUGCGACGGCAGGGCGGGCGUGGAUCCGGCUCUGGACCCACUCGCCGGGUGUCCAAUCGAUCGGGGAGCCGGGCAGUUCCUUAUUCUGUCGGAAAGGUGAACCUAGGGCUUCUUUUUCUGGAUCUCGAACAGAUUGAGCGGGUUCGGAGAUCUAGGUUUUUCCUUUGACGUAUCACGGAAACAUAGUUUAUGUAGAUCUGAAAGGAUUUCCCCCCUCCUCCUAUCGUGGCUUCUUUGAACAGCCUCCUCAAGCUCCCGAUACAGUAUGGCAGCACGAUAUGUAUUCCGAUCCGGCGGCAUCAUAUCCAGGGCCAUGUGUGGCUAGGGCUUCUGCCAUAGAGACCGGGACAAAACUCUACAUCUCCAAUCUGGAUUACGCCGUAUCGAACGACGACAUCAAGGUCACUCCCGCCCCUAUUUCUCCUGUUCCGUCAUUCAUGAAACUAAGCUCCAAUCGUUGGCCUUUUUGUUCUUCCAGAAUUACCCCCCUUGUAUUUUCCCGUAUAUUUAAUGCGCACAUUUGUGUACAAGCACAAUUCUUUGCACCUGCCUGCGGUGGGUUUUAUUUUACUGGUUAACAUUGUAUCCAUGUUCAUUUUAAUUGAGCUGUGUAGUUUGAACCAAGUGAAGAGCUUUUAAUAUCUCCACGAAUCUGAAAUAUUUUUGGCUUUGGCUGAGCUGCUGACUUGAAGCUAAUUUCUUGUGGUACAAAAUUUUAAUUCACAUAGAUAUUUCCUGUAAACGAAAUCUUAAAAUAAUGUCCUGAUUUUUUUAAUUUUUUUCUAUUAUGCAUGCUCUGUUUUUAAUCUGAACCAAUUUCUAUGUAGAAAGAAUAUGAUGCUCUGUUAAAUUCCUGCUCUUCUGUGCAACGUUUUUUGGGUUUUUAGUUUCUAAUCGAAUACUUAUUUAAUAGAAACUUAUUCCAACUCGCUGCGCUGAUUGUCUCUGAUGAUACAUCUUUGCCAAGGGGAACUAUUGCCUCCCUCUGAUGCUUGAUUUACUUUUCUCGUCCCUUUUUUAUGGCUCUAUUGCCUCCGCCUGCCUGUGGAAGCUUAAUUAGUUGUCAUCGAUAUUGUUAUAUCCUAUUCGCAAAUGACUUCUUACUCAGUCGAACUCAUGCAAUCCAAAUAAGUUUAGCUGGAGAAAUUUUCUGAUGUUAUUUUGUUAUUCCUUCCUUUUUAUCUUGGAUCUCUGUUUGCAGAUGGAAAGGGACAUUUCUAAACAAUGUUUAGCUUGCCUUUAGAGUAGUAGGAAAAUAGUGCACAUAGCAAACAAUGUUGUUCUUUCGAUGGUUGUACAUGAUUUAUUAUUAUUAUUUCCUGUGAUUAGUAGUUGCUACCUUUCAUUUAUUUCAUAUUUACGAUUGUGCACUAGCAGUGUCUUUCGUCCCCAUGCGGUGGAAAUAUGAAUUUCCCUGCAUACCUAUCAAUCUCGUAAAUGGUUUUGAAGUCUGCCACUAUAUUCUUAUCUUCUUAAUAAAGCUUUAGCGUCAUAUAUGGAAGUGAAACUAUUUACAGGGGCAUCGUAGUACAGCUCAGAAAAAAACUCAUCAUGGCGGUGUUCACUGAUGUGAAAUUGUUUUACUGUUGACAUCUAUUCAGGAGCUCUUCUCAGAAGUUGGAGAUCUGAAGCGAUUCUCAGUUCACUAUGAUCGGAGUGGAAGAUCAAAGGUAUAGCUGAAUGGACCAUAGAGUGGUUAUUUAGUGUCAAAUAUUUUUCGCAUGUAACGUAGGUUUAGCUCAAGAGGGUAAGUUUUACAGGGAACUGCUGAAGUUGUAUUCUCAAGGCGGGCAGAUGCUGCAGCUGCCGUAGCUAGAUACAACAAUGUUCAACUCGAUGGGAAGCCUAUGAAAAUAGAGAUUGUUGGAACAAAUAUUGCGACACCUGCUGCUCCAGCUCCUCAAAUUACCACUGGCUUGUUCCGAAAUCCUAAUGGUAUUUCUAAAAGGUUCGUUCUAUGGAGUACAGUUUUAAAUGUUCAUGCUACAGGAACGGAGUUUCUAUAGUUUAGUUGCGUUUGAAGAGGCUUUGGUUGCCUUCCUAUGUUUCUGUACGAUGUAAUACAAAGCUUCAUGCUAAACCAAAAAGGCUGGUCUUGUUUGAAAGAUUUAAAACGAUUUAUAUGUCCUCACGUCAUAAGCGGCAUGCCUUAAUUUUUAAGCUAAUAUCUUAUUGAGCAUAGCAAUACCACUUGGGUGCGUAGAUACGUGUCUUCGUGGUUAUUUAAUAUUUUGUGAUUGGUGGCCUCGUGUGAGAUUCUCCACAUGGUAAAAUGUUUCCUUCAUUGGGGUCUUUAUGUGCUUUAUAUUGUUCUUGUGUGGGAAUGGGGUCUUCUUGCUAUAAACAUGUAAGACCGUGGACGAUUCUCCUGAGCUAUGGACAGUUCCGUAUUUGCUGAUUUGUUUCACUCUUUGCUGGGUGUUGGGAUUCUUGUGCGAUCAUCUUGCACCUUUUAUUUUUUGUUCCAAAAAAAAAAAAAGAAAAAAUGAAGAAGAAGAAACACAACUUACAUAUGAGACGCGCAAAGUGGGUAAAGCGAAGGGAAAUAGUGUAGUUUUGCACUUUCAUAUGUGCUAGAAUACUUAAUUUUGACUUCGUUGUGAUCAAAAGGACCAUGGUGGGGCUUGUCUCUUUGCACUAUUUCAUUUUGCAUCAUGUGAUACUCUGUUUGGAGUUUUCUGAUUUCCACAAUAAUUUUGGAACAGUGGGCCAGCAAGGGAUAGUUCCGUUGGGAUAUCUCGUCGUGGUGGUGGUGGCCGUAGGCGUGGUAGAGCUCGCAAACAGCCAGGGAAAGAGCGGAAUGAGGAGAUAUCACCUGCAGACCUUGAUGCUGAUUUGGAGAAGUAUCAUUCAGAAGCAAUGCAGAUCAACUGA